Molecule: messenger RNA, 948 nt
Organism: Papaver somniferum (opium poppy)
Lineage: Eukaryota; Viridiplantae; Streptophyta; Magnoliopsida; Ranunculales; Papaveraceae
Product: F-box/kelch-repeat protein At3g23880-like
Exons: 2
Coding region: 1-948 (315 amino acids)
Source: RefSeq, a predicted model, not a curated record
AUGGUUGAGGAUUCAGUUGACAUGAUUGAGAGUAACGAUGGUACACCUCUUCAUAGGAUCAGAAGAAUCAAUUUAACUACUCCAUUUACAUAUGUUUAUAAAGUUAUUGGUUCGGCUAAUGGUUUGGUCUGCAUAUAUGGGUGGCAAGAACAUAUUACCUGCAUUUGUAACCCUAUGACAAAAAAAUAUGUUUCUCUUCCUACGAGAGAUUAUGAUGGCAAGUAUUCUCACUGUUCUGGCGGAUUUGGUUACCUUCCUCUAACCAACGAGUAUAAAGUUGUGCAAUUGUAUAGGACAUGUACAAAACCUUAUUUUAUAGAGGCUGAGGUAUACACCAUUGGCAGUGGCACCGGGUGGAGAAUUGCUUGGAGGUUGGAUUUGAAUUUUACAUUUCCCCUGGGUACUGUUGAACGUGGUGUGUAUGCAAAUGGAGCUAUUCACUGGAAGGCGGAUAAUAAUAGUAACAGAAAUGUUUUGGUUUUCGAUUUGAUUGAGGAAAGGCUUCGUGAACAUCUUCCACCACCUCCUAUGCCCCCAAAUGGUAUCUGGCUUGAUUAUUCUAUAAGGGAGCUCGGCGGGGUUUUAUAUUAUGCUGUCAAGCUUGUAGGAGGCAGAGGCAGACGCAGACAUUCAGAAAUACGGUAUGAUAUAUGGUUACUGAAACAGAAAAAUGAAAAUCUUGACAUGACAGAGCAGGUAGAACACCAGCCGCUGGGUUGGAGUAAAGAGUUCAGUGUUCCUGGAAAAAAGCCGUUAGCUUUUACCAAGAGUGGUGGUGUUUUAUGUUUCGAUGAAAAGUCCCUCAGUGCAAUGGCUUCAACCUCCCGCGGAUCGAGAAAAAGAAAAGCUUCAACCUCUAAAAAUCUUGUGGAUUCUACUUUCCUUAGGCUAGUAUUACCUCACAAGAACACCUUAAUGUCCUUGAUAGAAAUUGGAAAAGAAGUAUAA